Messenger RNA from Cylicocyclus nassatus, 372 nucleotides. Lineage: Eukaryota; Metazoa; Nematoda; Chromadorea; Rhabditida; Strongylidae. The record is from the annotation of a GenBank genome assembly.
AUGCCACCGAAGCCAUCAGCGAAGGGAGCGAAGAAGGCCGCGAAGACGCAGAAGGCAAGCCGCAGCGGAGACAAGAAGAAGAGGAGCCGGCGCAAGGAGAGCUACUCGGUGUACAUCUACCGCGUGCUCAAGCAGGUGCACCCCGACACCGGAGUGUCGUCGAAGGCGAUGUCGAUCAUGAACUCGUUCGUCAACGACGUCUUCGAGCGCAUCGCCGUCGAGGCGUCGAAGCUCGCCCACUACAACAAGCGCUCCACGAUCUCGUCCCGCGAAAUCCAGACCGCCGUCCGUCUGAUCCUCCCUGGAGAACUCGCCAAGCACGCCGUGUCCGAGGGAACCAAAGCCGUCACCAAGUACACCUCCAGCAAGUAA